GGGGGGGGGCCCCUUUUGGCCCUGGCUUUUUUUUCCCCCCAGGUUCCAACCCAGGGGGGCCCGGGCCCCCCCCUGCCCCCGGCCCCCCGGAGGGGCCCCCCCCCCGGUUCCCCCCCCCCCAUGGACGCCUUUCAAAGGGGGCAAAGAGCCCGGGAGCGGCCUCCCGGAGAGGGCUCCGGCCCCGCAGCACCCGCGGCACGACCAUGGGGCCCCGCUUUCCACUUAGCCCGCGCAGCGAACCCCCGGGAGCCGCUCGAGAACUCCGCCAGCGAGUCGUCCGACACGGAGCUGCCAGAGAAGGAGCGCAGCGGGGAGCCCAAGGGGCCUGAGGACGGCGGUGCUGGCGGCGCGGGCUGCGGAGGCGCGGAGGACCCCGCCAAGAAAAAGAAGCAGCGGCGGCAACGCACGCACUUCACAAGCCAGCAGCUGCAAGAGCUGGAGGCCACGUUCCAGAGGAACCGCUACCCCGACAUGAGCAUGCGGGAGGAGAUCGCCGUGUGGACCAACCUCACGGAGCCGCGCGUGAGGGUCUGGUUCAAGAAUCGGCGAGCCAAGUGGCGGAAGCGGGAGCGUAACCAGCAGCUGGACCUGUGCAAGGGCGGCUACGUGCCGCAGUUCAGCGGCUUGGUGCAGCCCUACGAGGACGUGUAUGCUGCCGGCUACUCCUACAACAACUGGGCGGCCAAGAGCCUGGCGCCAGCGCCGCUCUCCACCAAGAGCUUCACCUUCUUCAACUCCAUGAGCCCGCUGUCAUCGCAGUCCAUGUUCUCGGCGCCCAGCUCCAUCUCCUCCAUGACCAUGCCGUCGAGCAUGGGCCCGGGCGCCGUGCCCGGCAUGCCCAACUCGGGUCUCAACAACAUCAACAACCUCACCGGCUCCUCGCUUAACUCGGCCAUGUCCCCGGGCGCCUGCCCUUACGGCACACCCGCCUCGCCCUACAGCGUCUACCGGGACACGUGCAACUCGAGCCUAGCCAGCCUGCGGCUCAAGUCCAAGCAGCACUCGUCGUUCGGCUACGGUGGCCUGCAGGGCCCGGCCUCCGGCCUCAACGCCUGCCAGUACAACAGCUGACCGCCCGGCCGGCCACGAGGGCCGCACGGUGCGGGGGCGGAGGACGCACGCGGGGCCUCGCUCUGUGCGCCCGCCGCGCGCCCGCGCAGCCCCUCCUCCCCCGCCCCCCUCCGGGUUGGUUUUGUGUUUGCUUUUCCGGACCCCACUCUGCCCUCCAAAACCAGACAAAACAAAAAGACGUCGGAGCGAAGUGCCGCGAAAAAACGGAUGAGUUGCAAUUUCCUCGGGAUGCGCGGGUGCGUGUGUGCGCUU
Myotis lucifugus (little brown bat) is the source of this 1323-nucleotide messenger RNA. RefSeq names its product paired like homeodomain 1 (gene PITX1). Gene Ontology annotation, cellular component: nucleus. Gene Ontology annotation, biological process: anatomical structure morphogenesis; regulation of transcription by RNA polymerase II. Lineage: Eukaryota; Metazoa; Chordata; Mammalia; Chiroptera; Vespertilionidae. Gene Ontology annotation, molecular function: RNA polymerase II cis-regulatory region sequence-specific DNA binding; DNA-binding transcription factor activity, RNA polymerase II-specific. The transcript has 3 exons. The record is from RefSeq and is a predicted model, not a curated record. Bases 121 to 1071 code for a protein of 316 amino acids.